GUCUUCAAUGGAGAUGGUGAAUAUUCAACUCUCUUCUAUCGAAACAGGAAUGGUGUGGUCUCGGAGGUUGAAUUUACGUCAAUCGGCGUACCUUUUGCGAAGUCCAUUAUCCUCAUCCUCACCUCCAAACUGACCGUCCACUGUGGAAUGCUUCUCCCACCUCCCCCCUCCCCCACACUUGAUGGAUUCUGCAGAGAAGCAUUCUUGAAGAUGGUUUUUUUUUCCAACAAAAUGCCUCCAGUCUCUGUUUGGGAGUCUGGCGAGAUGCCUGCCGAGGUGCAUUCUCGUGGCUGCUUCCUUAACCAAUUUACAAAUCUCUUCAUUUCCUUGCCCACUGCUAUCAUCACCACCGCCGAUAUCUGA
This is a messenger RNA of Hydatigera taeniaeformis, 363 nucleotides long. The record is from the annotation of a GenBank genome assembly. Lineage: Eukaryota; Metazoa; Platyhelminthes; Cestoda; Cyclophyllidea; Taeniidae.